Messenger RNA from Tarenaya hassleriana, 2318 nucleotides. Its product is annotated as BTB/POZ domain-containing protein At5g67385-like. The coding region runs from base 346 to 2115 and encodes 589 amino acids. Gene Ontology annotation, molecular function: protein binding. The transcript has 5 exons. NCBI's taxonomy places the organism in Eukaryota, Viridiplantae, Streptophyta, Magnoliopsida, Brassicales, Cleomaceae. The record is from RefSeq and is a predicted model, not a curated record.
CGAAAAUACCCUUAGCCCCUUUCCUCUGCUCCUGCUCAGAUGCUUGUUCCGUGUCGGGGUUAGUUUUGGUACUUCCUGAAAUCCUUUGGGGAAUUUGGUUUCUCUCCUUCCGUUUGAGCGAAAGAAAUUGCAAUUAUUAGAUUAAAAAAAAAGAAACUUUUAGGUCGAUUUUCUUCUUCGCCUCUCUUUUAUUGCGAUACGGCACCCCGUGUGAUGCCACCAUGCUCAUGAGCUCCAUUGUCGUGAUGAUAUGAACUUCAUGGAUCAUGUAUCAAGUAGCUGUUGAAGUUCUUCCAUGGUGGAUUUUCUUGAGAAAGAAGAAAUCGCAGGACAAGUGCUGGUAACAUGUCCGCAAAAAAGAAGGAGCUUAUGUCCUCAGCCAUGAAGAGAACCAGCGAAUGGUGGAUUUCUUCUCAGGAAAUCCCAAGUGAUGUCACCGCUCAUGUAGGAGAGGCUUCGUUUUCACUUCACAAGUUUCCGCUUGUGUCGAAAUCUGGGUUCAUUCGAAAACUUGUGUCGGAAUCGAAUAACGAAUCGGACAUUAGCGUAAUCGGAAUCCAUGAAAUCCCCGGAGGAGCAGAAGCAUUCGAGAUGGCAGCCAAGUUCUGCUACGGCAUUAACUUCGAGAUAACCACAGAGAACAUCGCCAUGCUGCGAUGCGCGGCUGAGUAUCUGGAGAUGACAGAGGAACACUCUGUUGGAAACCUUCUGGGUAGAGCAGAGGCUUACCUCAACGAAGUGGCCCUCAAAAGCUUAUCCAGCUCGAUCACGGUUCUUCACAAGGCGGAGGAUUUAUUACCGAUGGCCGAGAGAGUGAAACUGGUCAGCCGAUGCAUCGAUGCGAUCGCUUAUGCAGCUUGCCAAGAGAGCCAGUUCUGCUGUACGGCCUCGAGUAAUGGUGGAAACAACGAGGUGUCAGUGUCACAGAACAAGCAGCUCGCAGUUGAUUGGUGGGCUGAGGACUUAACGGUGUUAAGGAUCGAUACGUUUCAACGUGUCCUGAUCGCGAUGAUGGCCCGAGGAUUCAAGCAGUAUGGCCUUGGCCCGGUCCUUAUGCUGUACGCUCAGAAAGCUCUUAGAGGGUUGGAGAUUUUCGGGAAAGGGACGAAGAAGAUCGAGCCGAAACAAGAACACGAGAAAAGGGUCAUUCUUGAAACGAUCGUGAGCCUUCUUCCGAGGGAAAGAUACGCGAUGUCGGUGAGCUUUUUGUCGAUGCUGCUUAGAGCGGCAAUCUACCUGGAAACGACGGUGGCUUGUAGACUGGACUUGGAAAAGAGAAUGGCCUUGCAAUUGGGACAAGCUGUUCUUGAUGAUCUCCUCAUCCCUUCUUACUCUUUCACCGGAGACACCCUAUUCGAUAUCGACACGGUUCAACGCAUCCUCAUGAACUAUCUCGAGUUCGAGGUCGAAGGAAACAAUGCCGUAGACAUUGCCACGGAUAUGGAACGUAUCGGAAAGCUCAUGGAAAGUUAUCUGGCGGAAAUCGCCUCCGACAGAAACGUGAACGUCCCGAAAUUCAUCGGGUUGGCUGAACUAAUUCCUGAACAGUCCAGAGUGACCGAAGACGGGAUGUAUCGGGCCAUUGACAUCUACCUCAAGGCGCAUCCGAACAUUAGCGAGGUGGAGAGGAAGAAAGUUUGCAGCUUGAUGGAUUGCCAGAAGCUAUCGAGAGAAGCAUGUGCUCAUGCAGCUCAGAACGAUCGUCUUCCGGUUCAAACAGUGGUUCAGGUCCUGUACUAUGAGCAACAACGUAUACGUGAUGUAAUGAAAGAGACGGAUAUUCCUACUGAUCCGCCACCUUCCAUUCUUCCUCCACCUAAACCCACUUCAUAUAACGAAGAGCUGUCAAAGCUAAAGAGAGAGAACCAGGAUUUGAAGCUGGAGCUCCUGAAAAUGAAGAUGAAGCUGAAGGAGUACGAGAAAUCUGAAAUGGGAAGCAGUAAUAGCAACUCGCCGGUUUCAGCGGUUUCGAUGGGGAAGCCGCCAUUGCCGAAGAAGUCGUUCAUGAGCUCUGUUUCCAAGAAACUUGGAAGGCUUUAUCCUUUUGGCAUCUCGCCGCAUAACGCCAGAGGCCGGACCAAACCCCCCAAAGACCGGAGACACUCCAUCUCUUAAAACACUGUUUUGUUGGGUUUCUUCUUCUUCCUUUUUUCCCUUUUUUUUGUGCUGAAUCAAAGAAUUUUCUCUGGUUCAGCAUCUUUUUUUUAUGUGGGAUAUGAUGUUUUGAUUGUAUGUAAAGUUGGUAAUAUCUGUGUUUCCUUCAUGAGUUCCAGUCUUGGACCAAUUCUAAUGAAAAUAUCUCAUGUUAUAUUUGAACA